Penicillium psychrosexuale is the source of this 447-nucleotide messenger RNA. RefSeq lists its product as uncharacterized. Lineage: Eukaryota; Fungi; Ascomycota; Eurotiomycetes; Eurotiales; Aspergillaceae. Bases 1 to 447 code for a protein of 148 amino acids. The record is from RefSeq and is a predicted model, not a curated record. Gene Ontology annotation, molecular function: hydrolase activity. The transcript has a single exon.
AUGUCCAGUCUUCACGAGCUCCUUGACCGACAGCGACCAGGACGAUGGCAGGAAUUCCGCGCCCGGCCUUGUGUCUUCCUCGCAAAAAUGCUUUAUGGUUGGUAUGAGCCUAUUCCAGCUACACCACUCACAAAACCUAUCGCGAUUGUCUGUAUCUCCGAUACCCACAACACCCAAACUGACGUCCAUGAUGGAGACAUCCUCAUCCAUGCUGGUGAUCUUACACAAUCUGGGUCUUUUCAGGAACUUCAAGAUUCGAUAACCUGGCUACGCAGCCUACCUCAUCCCACCAAAAUUGUGAUUGCUGGCAAUCAUGACCUACUACUUGAUUCAGCGCGGGAUGAUGUGUCUGGUCGAGCAGCCUCCGAGCGAGCUCAAAUCGACUGGGGAGAUAUAAUCUACCUCGAAAACGAGGAGAUAACAAUUUAUUGCCCAAAUGGUCGUUAA